Messenger RNA from Epithele typhae, 480 nucleotides. RefSeq lists its product as uncharacterized. The record is from RefSeq and is a predicted model, not a curated record. Bases 1 to 480 code for a protein of 159 amino acids. The transcript has 2 exons. Lineage: Eukaryota; Fungi; Basidiomycota; Agaricomycetes; Polyporales; Epitheliaceae. Gene Ontology annotation, molecular function: carbohydrate binding. Gene Ontology annotation, biological process: regulation of immune system process.
AUGCCCGACGAUCAAGCUGCUGCCAACGGUGCCGCUGCCGCCAACGGUGCCGCUGCCGCCAACGGUGCCGCUGCCGCCAACGGUGCCUCUGCUGCCAAUGGUGCUGCCGCUGCCAACGUCGCCGCCGCUUCCAACUGGGACGCUGUCCUGUCCGACAUCUUCGCCCUCAUCCCCAAGCAGCGCGCCGUGACGUGGGACUACCAGCCCGUGUGGGUCCUCAACUCGAACCCCGGCUACAUGGACGCCGUUGACUUCAACGUCGUCCUGGGGCAAGGCCUGACCAAGUACCGCGUCGUCGUCGACGGCACGGACCUCGGCAGGAACCCAGGGGUCGGGAUGGGGAUCACCGGGGAGAAGGUGGACUUUGGGAUGUUCAGCCACAAGGGGAUUUCGUCCACGUCGACGAUCUCGGUGUACGCGGAGGACCCGACGACGAAGAACUUGUACCUGUUGGCACAGUGGCCGGUUACGCCUCCGUAG